AUGAGGAUUCUGGCAGCACUAUUGACAGUAUGUCUGGUAAGGUUAUGCCAUUCUGUAGGUUAUUUCACAACUUGUUGUGGAGGGAGUCCUACUAAUCCCAUUACUCUAGAUCUUUCUAACCCUGACCCAUCAAUCUGCAGAGCCAUUGAAACAGAUGUUGAUGGACUUCCUGCAAAGAUUUACCUCCUAAAGUCUAAAAAAGUUAAUAAAAUUGUGAAUCGAAACAAGAAGGUCUGGAUAGGUAAAUUUGGAGAUAAAUGUUUCUACUGUAUGGCAUUCCUUAAGGACAAUGAACCACGUAUAGUAGUUAUUGGUGCGGAAUCAUCUGCACGGAAAAGCUUGAAAUACUACAAGUACAAGGACAAAACCGGAUGUGGUGGUAAACCGAGUUGGAAAAAGUUGAGAAGCAGUUAUAAAAAGAAAUUUUCUGCCCUUAAACUAGGCUCCAAUGCACCAACCAAGUUCACUUUGGAUCUAUCUUCUCUCGAGGAAGGUGAUGAAAAAUACCAACUUGUAAAAUGCGGGAGGGAUGAUGUUAAUCGUUUGGUUACUCCACAACCUGGGCAUCUUAUAGAAAAGAUUGUGGACGGAGAGAAGGAAGUAUGGACUGCUGGUAACAAUCAAGUUUGCUAUCUCUGUGAAUACUACCCAAAGAGCGCUUCCGGAAAGGUCAAGUUACAUGUCAGGAAGAACAAAGACUCAUUUUCGUUUCUUCGCUUUGGGAAGGUUGGUGAUAAAUGGAAGAAAAAGUAG
This is a messenger RNA of Theileria equi strain WA, 753 nucleotides long. Its product is annotated as signal peptide containing protein. The record is from RefSeq and is a predicted model, not a curated record. The transcript has a single exon. Bases 1 to 753 code for a protein of 250 amino acids. Lineage: Eukaryota; Apicomplexa; Aconoidasida; Piroplasmida; Theileriidae.